This is a messenger RNA of Argiope bruennichi, 1047 nucleotides long. Its product is annotated as craniofacial development protein 1-like. Bases 96 to 857 code for a protein of 253 amino acids. The transcript has a single exon. Lineage: Eukaryota; Metazoa; Arthropoda; Arachnida; Araneae; Araneidae. The record is from RefSeq and is a predicted model, not a curated record.
CAGCAAUCUCAGGAACUUGUUAUUCAGGUGUCUAGACGUUGCUGUUGAGCUACUGCGCUUUGGCCGCUCUUUCAGUGUUUUGAAAUAUUUUUAUCAUGGCAUCCAUUCUUGAUUUGUCUGCAUCUUCUGAUAGCGAAGAUGAUGUUGAUUAUGUCCCUCCUACUAAUGCAGCUGCUAGUGAUUCUUCUUUCGACGAGGAAGAUGUAAGUGAGGAUGAGGGCUUCAAUUCCGGUGAGUUGAUCGACAAAAAACCGAAGGCAACUAAGAAAGAACAGCCAGCUGAAGCUGACAAAGAAGCCGAAAUAAAAUCGGGUUCUCCUGCUCAAGUUGAUGAAAAGCAGCGUGCCAAGGAUUUGUGGGAAAGCUUUUUAAGUGAUGUGGAAUCAAUUAUUCCAAAGAAAUCCAAUCCCGCUGUGUGCAAUGGUAGUACCACAGCUGAAAUCCAAAACGGAAGUGAAGUUAAAGAUACCAAAAUUGAAGCUAAACCCAUGCCGAAAGUAUUUGAAUUUGCUGGAGAAACUGUCACUGUUGAUAAAGAUUUAAAUUCCUGUGAUUCAACUGCGGAAAAAAAUAAUUCGGCGCCCAUCCCAACGGCAAAACCACUUGGCAUGCCUAAGAAACGGGGUAUUGAAUCUGUUCUUGGUGCCAUUAUGAAUAAAAAUAAAAAGCUGACUGUGCUGGAAAAAACUGUUAUUGAUUGGAAAACGUUCAAGAAGGAUGAAGGGCUUGACAACGAUUUAGAAAAAUUUAAUAAAGGUAAACAAGGCUUUAUUGAACGGCAGAGAUUCCUUGAAAGAUCUGACCUGAGAUCCUUUGAAGUGGAGAAGUCUAUGAGGCAAACGCUACGAAAGAAGUAAAUUCUGCUUCAAAUUAACAUAAUCAUUUCAUUUCUGAAUCUGAAAAUAUCAUUUCUACAUUAUUAGUCUAAAUUCUUCAAUCACUGUCAGUGUAUGAAUACUAUGUAUUCAAUAUUAAUUAUUUGUGAAAUGUCAUCAUUUUCUUUAUUUACUUGAAUGGAGAUUUUCUUAAUAAAAGUUUGGUGAUGAA